AAUAAAAAUGGAGCCGAGUUCUUACAAUCUGAACCUUCUCUGGCCAUUAGGUUUACCACUUUGCCCGAUCCGUAUGAAAUUUGUUCCCGUGUGGGGUUCCCGAAGUGCUGCUCUGUGGAAUCCCAAUUCCCAGAGAUAUAUCUGUUUCGAUCAUUAGCUAUCUAUAAUUCGUGAAUUAUGGUGUUGGAUCUUUAGCUAUCUAUCACCCGUCCUUGAUUCUUUUCUUCCAAAUUUUCAAUCAUACGGAAGUUUGUGCUGACAUUUUCUUUCGAGGAGACGAUUUCUCUCCAAUUUAAUUCUUUGGCUGCAUUUUUCAAGGAGGCCUUUGAUAAUUGUAAUCAGAAGGAUUUAAUCCCGCAUAUAUCUUGCGAUUUUCCGGACAAAUGGCAAGUGAACAAAGGACUUAUGGGGCCUCAACUCCAAAGGUGAAAGCCAAUUGGACCCCUGCGUUCCACAAAAUAUUUGUUGAUUUAUGUCUAGAGCAGACACUUAAGGGGAAUAAACCUGGGACACAUUUUACCAAGGAAGGGUGGAGGAAUAUUGCUGAUACAUUCUGUAAAAGAUCAGGGUUGAGGUAUGAUAAGAAGCAACUGAAGAAUCAUUGGGAUGUUACUAAGGAGCAAUGGAAAGUCUGGUGUAAGCUUGUUGGCACUAGUAGCAUGAAAUGGGAUCCCAACACCCAAACAUUUGGCGCAAGUGAAGAGGAUUGGACUAACUAUUUGCAGACAAACCCAGAUGCUGCACAGUUUCGGUAUAAGGAGCUCCAGCUCGCUGACCAACUGGAAACCAUCUUUGAUGGAACAGUGACUAUUGGGGAAACAGAACCCCCAACUCAGCGUAGAAAGCAGAAUGAUGGUUCAGCCUCCUCACUUUUGCCUAUAAGGGUUGCGGAAAAUGCAAUCCCUUAUAGGAAAUUUCAGCAACACUGUGAUGCUGUAGAAUCGAGGAGCACUGUAACAGUUCAAUCUGUUCAAGGAGAACGAAACUAUAGCAUUGGGGAAUGCAUUGAAUGUCUAGACGAGAUUGAGGAAGUAGAACCUGGAAGCGAGCUGUACUUGUUUGCAUUGGAUGUCUUCCUUAAGAAGGAUUAUCGGGAAAUUUUCCUUCAACUGAAGACUCCAGGCAUAAGGGUUGCAUGGCUACAAUGGCGGAAAUCAGCUGGUCCACCUUUGCAUUAGGGUGGCUUUUGUGUUUUGGACUCGUUCAACAACUAAGGUAGCUUUGGAUUUGGUCGUGUUGAAACUUUUUUGGAAUGUUAGUUUAGAAUUCUCAGUCUGUUGUUGCUAGGGGAAUUGUACUCAAUUUUUUAAAUAUUCAAAUUUAUCGUCGAGUACAUUUAUCUUUGUUUUGUUUGUUUGUCACUAGCAUAUCAAAUUUGUAGAAACAUCUUGGACCUGGAAAAUAUGUGUUCUCUUCCUCUUGCUUAUCA
Molecule: messenger RNA, 1429 nt
Organism: Malania oleifera
Lineage: Eukaryota; Viridiplantae; Streptophyta; Magnoliopsida; Santalales; Ximeniaceae
Product: L10-interacting MYB domain-containing protein
Exons: 3
Coding region: 384-1178 (264 amino acids)
Source: RefSeq, a predicted model, not a curated record